AUGACGAAGCUAAGAGUGCAAGUUUUAGUAUAUGUCAACAUCAAUAGACUGGCGUACGACUUGACAAUAGUCGGUGGCGGCAUCAUAGGCUGUGCAACUGCCCGAGAGAUGAAAUGUCGCCAUCCAGAACUGCAAAUAGCAAUCGUGGAAAAAGAAGACGGAAUCGCAAAGCAUCAGACGUCGCACAAUUCAGGUGUCAUAUUCACUGGCCUCUUCUACAAAUCAGAUUGCGUCAAAGCGAAGAUGUGUUCCGAUAGCAUGAAGCAGGUGUACGAGUACCUGUGCAAAAACGACAUACCGCACAAAAAGAGCGGCAAACUCGUGGUCGCUCAAACCGAUGACGACAUUUGCGAGUUGAACGAGCUCUACGAGAGUGGCCUGGAAAACAAGUGCCCCGACAUCCAGCUGGUCGAGCGGGAGUGCAUCGCGAAUUUCGAGCCGAAAUGCAAGGGUAAAAAGGCUCUCUGGUGCCCGUGGACGGGCAACGUCGAUUGGUCGACCGUCUGCCACCGUUUUGCGCGAGAUUUCAAGGAGAUGGGCGGCGUCAUUCACGAGAACUUCAAAGUGGCCGGUUUUGCCGAGGCGAUCGAGAGCAAAGGCACUCGGGAGCUGCAUCCACUUUGCGUACAUUCGAAAAAUCAGUACAUGCACACCAAGUACGUGUUGACGUGCGCUGGACUCUUCUCGGAUCAACUGGCCAGGAUGAGCGACUGCCCGCCCUACCCAAAAGUGAUACCGAUGCGCAGCGAGUACCUCAAGCUCAGAGAGAGCCGACAGUGUCUCGUGCAAACGAACCUCUACUCCUUGUCCAAAACGACCAAGUACCCGUUCUGGAGUCUGCACUUCAAUCAGGGAGUCAACGGCGAGGUCUUCCUGGGUCCGAACGCGGUUUUCGCCAUGUCGAGGGAAGGCUACGCGUGGCGAGACGUCGACCUGCAACACUGCUCCAGUCUCGUGGCCUGUCCCGGUUAUCACAGAUUCUGGACGAAGAAUUUCGUCGUCGGCGUCAAUCAGUUCGCGAGAUCGCUCGUGCCCCGCCUGAGCGUGAACGAGGCCAAACGAUACAUACCUGCAUUGACGCCGGACGACGUGGCCAGAGGCCCGACCGGUGUCUCGGCCAUCGUGGUCGAUCGAGACGGCUACGCCCUCGACGAUUUCGUCUUUGACAAUGGCCCAGGCCGCAUCGGUCAAAGAAUACUGCACCUUCGUAACGUGCCGUCGCCCGGCGCCAGCGGUUGUAUGGCGAUUGCCAAGUUUCUUGCCGAUAAAAUGGAAAAAGAAUUUAAAUUCUAA
Trichogramma pretiosum is the source of this 1293-nucleotide messenger RNA. RefSeq names its product L-2-hydroxyglutarate dehydrogenase, mitochondrial-like. The record is from RefSeq and is a predicted model, not a curated record. The coding region runs from base 1 to 1293 and encodes 430 amino acids. Gene Ontology annotation, molecular function: (S)-2-hydroxyglutarate dehydrogenase activity; (S)-2-hydroxy-acid oxidase activity. The transcript has 5 exons. NCBI's taxonomy places the organism in Eukaryota, Metazoa, Arthropoda, Insecta, Hymenoptera, Trichogrammatidae.